UGUGAAAGUCAUUAUUACACACUGCGGCACUGGUUCAAAGAGACGUCGAGAACUUUAAUUGAAAAGAAAAUCUCAAAAAAUUAAUCGCUGUUUGGAGAAAUGAUAAUUUAACUGGCAAGCUUAGAUCGGAUCGAACUUAAAAGAAUAAAAAAUGACAAGCGCAGAGAAAGGGGAGUUUUCUAACUCCCAUAACGUAGAGGAGGGGGUGAAGUCGAAGCCGGUGGACCUGGACACGAUCCUGGUGGAGGAGCUGGGGCAGUUCGGCUGGUUCCAGGCGCGCACGCUGCUGCUGGCCGCCCUCAUGGUCGUCUUCGCGUCGUGGGGCGCCAACGAGUACGUCUUCACCACCGCCCGGAUCCCGACCAGAUGUCACAUUCCGGAGUGCGACCUGGAGGAGCCCGAGUUCCACAGCGAGUGGCUGCCGAGCGCGAUCCCCGGCAGCCCGGCAGCGCUGGACGGCUGCCAGCGGUUCGCCGCCGCCAACGCCUCCGCGGCGCGCGCCGACGCCUGCCCGCCCGACUGGUUCGACCGGGACCGGCUCGAGAGCUGCGAGCGACAUCUCUACGAGAAUACAGACUCCGUCGUAUAUGACUAUGGACUAGCGUGCGACGACUGGCGGCGGUCGCUGAUCGGGACCAUCCGCACGUUCGGCACGCUGACGGCGCUGCCCAUCACGGGCUUCGUGUCGGACCGCUGGGGCCGGCGCACGGCGCUGGCGCUCAACGGCUUCAACACGGCCUGGAUCGGCGCGCUCAGGUUCUUCGCCGGCACCUACGUCGGCUUCGUCAUCUCCGAGUUCGCGGAGGCCACUUUUGGCUCCGGUGGAUUCUCGACUGCUUACAUUUUGCUAAUGGAAGUGGUUGGGCCCAAGUUCCGCGUGGCGGCCGGCGCCAGCAUGAACACCUGCUUCUCCUUCGGCCAGAUCACCAUGGGGCUCAUCGCGUGGGGCGUGCCCAACUGGAGGAACCUCACGCUGGCCCUCUACGUCCCUCAGCUCAUAACCAUAGCCUACUUCUGGCUCAUGACCGAAUCUGUUCGUUGGUAUAUGAGCAAAGGGCGCUAUGAAGAAUCCGAGAAGGUGCUCAAAAAAAUCGCUAAAGUAAACAAGAAACACUUAUCCGACAAGUCCUUGAAAGCUCUCAGAAGGACGGCCGAAGAACAAAAAGCGAAUCAAGCUGAGAUAGACAAGCAAAAGAAGGACGAACCGUGGUUAAUUGUCCAGGUGUUCAGGCAUAAAAGGGUGUUGAUUCGGUGUGUAGUUUCACCUAUUUGGUGGAUUACCACAACUUUCAUCUAUUAUGGCCUCUCGAUCAACGCCGUGAACAUGUCAGGGAACAAAUAUCUCAACUACAUGGCAGUGUCGUCUGCACAAAUACCUGGCUACUGGACUGCUGUAUUUCUCCUGGGCAAGAUCGGAAGAAAACCCGUCCUGAUUAUAGCAUUCUGGCUGUGCGCGGCCUGCCAGAUAGGAUAUAUCUUUAUGCCAGAAGCGCAAUACGCGUUGUCCCUGACGCUAUACCUGGUGGGCACGUACUGCAUCGCGACCGUGAUGACGGCGGUGUACGUGUACACCAACGAGCUGUACCCCACGCGCCACCGCCACAGCCUGUUCGCCUUCUCGUCCAUGAUGGGCCGCAUCGGCUCCAUGCUGGCGCCGCUCACGCCCGCGCUGGGUGCGGCUGUGUGGGACAAGCUGCCGUUCGUGCUUUUCGCGAGCUUCGCCUGCCUGUCGGGCGCGCUGAUCUUCGUCACGCCCGAGACGCUGGGUUCCAAGUUCCCAGACACCAUGGAGGAGGCCUCCGACCUCGGGAGAAAGAAGAAUGCUACGCAAAAGUAGCAUUGAUCUUAUUAUAAGGUACAGUUAGGUACACAUGCACAUUAUGACAUCUUAUGAGCAUGUGUAACUAACUGUACUUCACUUAUUGUAAUUAUGUAAAUAUUAUUUAUUUAUAAGAAAUCAGUGGUUGGUCUGCAAAGAACACCCGUGUCGUGAAGUUCAAAACUUUAAUCUCUCGUCAUGUUCCCUCAGAACAAAUGUCUGUUGUUAUUUCUUUUUUCCUACUUAAUUAUUAUAAUUGAUUUGUAAAACAAACAUUUUUAUGUA
Ostrinia nubilalis (European corn borer) is the source of this 2104-nucleotide messenger RNA. Its product is annotated as organic cation transporter protein-like. Gene Ontology annotation, biological process: transmembrane transport. The transcript is spliced from 6 exons. Gene Ontology annotation, cellular component: membrane. The record is from RefSeq and is a predicted model, not a curated record. Lineage: Eukaryota; Metazoa; Arthropoda; Insecta; Lepidoptera; Crambidae. Bases 152 to 1837 code for a protein of 561 amino acids. Gene Ontology annotation, molecular function: transmembrane transporter activity.